UCUUAACUUCUUUAAAACUGAUCUUGAAUGCAUACAUCCCCCAAACGCAGCUUCCUAAUCCUAUGGAAUAAUUCAACUCGUGAAUGCACUUGGAGCCCUAGAUGACCGCUUUAUAAGGCAGCUCCUUGGAGCUGGGAGGCUGCAGUCUACCUGGGACACUAAAAGAGACACAGAGGCAGAGAGUGGACGGGUGCCUUGCGCCACUGCGUCUCCCGAGGGCGCGUUCCCACCAGGAUGUCAGACAAGCUCAAGGAACGCAAAAGAACCCGCGUUUCCCACAAAGUAAUAGAAAAGCGGAGGAGGGACCGGAUUAACCGCUGUUUGAACGAGCUGGGCAAAACGGUGCCCAUGGCCCUGGCGAAGCAGAGUUCCGGGAAGCUGGAGAAGGCGGAGAUCCUCGAGAUGACCGUUCAGUACCUGAGGGCGCUGCACUCGGCUGAUUUCCCCCGGGGAAGGGAAAAAGCAGAACUGUUAGCAGAGUUUGCCAACUACUUUCACUACGGCUACCACGAAUGCAUGAAGAACCUGGUGCAUUAUCUCACCACCGUGGAGCGCAUGGAGACGAAGGACACCAAGUACGCGCGCAUCCUCACCUUCUUGCAGUCCAAGGCCCGCUUGGGCACCGAGCCCACCUUCCAGCCUCUGGGGUCGCUCUCGGAGCAGGAUUUCUCCUAUCAGCUGCACCCAGCGGGGCCCGAGUUUGGGGGCCACAGCCCCGGUGAGGCCCCUGUAUUCCCGCAGGGUGCAGCCCCGGGGUCCUUCUCCUGGCCACACAGCACGGCCCGAAGCCCGGGGCUGCCCUACCUGCCCACCACACCUGUGCCCCUCCCAAGCCCCACUCAACAGCACAGCCCUUUCCUCGCACCCGUGCAGGGCCUGGACCGGCACUACCUCAACCUGAUCGGCCACGCACACCCCAACGGCCUCAACCUGCACACUCCCCAGCAUUCCCAGGUGCUCUGACACCUGCCCCUCCCCCGCCUGAUUUCUCUGGGCAUUGGGCGCUGCUUAGGAGAGAUACUGUAUAUUGUACAGGUGUAUAUAUUGUGCGGACAAACAGCUGGGUGGGGCAACGCCAAGAGCAAAUCCAGUCUUCUGAAGGAUCUCCCCCUGGCAAUAAAUGUUUUCUGUUAAAGACCCAAAGAGAUGGGUUUCUUUGUUACCUCUGCUCCUCCACAACCCAUCCCCUCAGAGGU
Molecule: messenger RNA, 1196 nt
Organism: Molossus molossus (Pallas's mastiff bat)
Lineage: Eukaryota; Metazoa; Chordata; Mammalia; Chiroptera; Molossidae
Gene: HELT
Product: helt bHLH transcription factor
Exons: 4
Coding region: 235-963 (242 amino acids)
Biological process (GO): regulation of neurogenesis; regulation of transcription by RNA polymerase II; anterior/posterior pattern specification
Cellular component (GO): nucleus
Molecular function (GO): RNA polymerase II cis-regulatory region sequence-specific DNA binding; DNA-binding transcription factor activity, RNA polymerase II-specific; protein dimerization activity
Source: RefSeq, a predicted model, not a curated record